AACACUGAAAUCUAUUGCUCUGCGACUCCGGCAGUGGGAGCUACGUGUAACAGUGAGUGAAAAUGGCUGAAAGGAAGAGCAACGUCCCCAAUUCCAGCGCUAACCUGCUGUUUUCUACAGCCCCGGAGUUUAACUUCAACCUGCCGUUUAUUCCUGUCAGCCAGGCGAGCGGCCCUGCUGUGCUGUCCGGAGAUGAUGCAAGUGAAGUCGGAGAAGAAGACAGUUUCCUUGGUCAGACCUCAUCUACCGCUCCUCAGACCUCAACGUUCAACUAUUUUUCUAGCUCUGCAAACAGUAGUGACCCAUUUGCUUCAAUAGGCCACCAGCAAAGCCUGCCCCCUGCACCUGCAGUUGUCUCAACAACUGGUCCCUCCCCUGUUUCCAGUGCUGCGAGCCUGCCAACAAACCCUCCAAUUUCCCAUGUUAAUCCUACUCAGCAAUAUGGUAGUGCAGUUUACCAGAGUCCCAUGGGCAGACACACUCCUCCACCCAACACGGCAAUGCCUCCACCUCCCCAGACCACCCAGCAAAGCUAUAAUCCGUAUCGUCACACAGCCUCAAGUAGCAAAGCAAGCCCUUAUCUCAUGGCUCCUGAGCUACAGCAGCAACCUCCCAAUCAGUCACCUCAGCAUUUCAACCCCUACACACAGGCCAUGCCAACUCCUACGUUCCAAACAGCUCCUCCAACGCUUGCUAAGCCUCCCCUUACGCAGACUCCACCACCACCACCUAUGUCGGGACCCAGCAUGGCUGGACCUGUGGUUCCAGCCAACCCCAUGAUGCAAUACUCUUAUAAUGUCUAUGAGCCUGUCCAGCCUCACUGGUUUUAUUGCAAACAAGUGGAGGCCAAGAAGGUGUGGCUUCCCUUCAGCAUUCUGGAUUCCCUUCGACUGGAGGAGACAUUCAAUUCUAUCCAGCCAGAUCCAGAGAAUGUGAUCAUCUGUACUGACGGUGGGCGCUAUGAUGUGCAGCUAUAUGACCGCACUCGAACUUCUGUGUACUGGGAGGAGGAGCCAACUGAGGUGCGGCGCUGUACCUGGUUUUACAAAGGAGAUGCGGACAGUCGCUUUAUCCCCUAUUCUGAGGAGUUCAGUGACAAACUGGAGGCAGAAUAUAAGAAAGCUGUAUCUACUAAUCAGUGGCAUCGCAGACUGGAAUUUCCUUCAGGAGAAACAAUUGUCAUGCACAAUCCAAAGGUAAUUGUGCAGUUUCAACCUUCAGCCAUGCCUGAUGAGUGGGGAACAACACAGGAUGGUCAGACAAGGCCCAGAGUUGUGAAGAGGGGUGUGGAUGACGACCAUGAUGAAGUCCCUGAUGGUGAGAUGCCGCAAGUGGACCAUCUGGUGUUUAUGGUACAUGGCAUCGGCCCAGUGUGUGAUCUGCGAUUCAGAAGCAUGGUGGAGUGUGUGGAUGAUUUUCGCACUGUUUCCCUCAAGCUGCUGCAGAGUCAUUUUAAGAAAGCCCAAGAUGAGCGCAUAAUCAGUCGUGUGGAGUUUCUGCCUGUGCAUUGGCACACGGCCCUUCAUGGAGAUGCUACUGGAGUGGACAGGCGAAUAAAGAAGAUCACUCUGCCCAGCACAGGUCGACUGCGACACUUUACCAAUGAAACCCUCUUAGAUGUGCUAUUCUACAACAGCCCGACCUACUGCCAGACUAUUAUGGAUACCGUGGCUUCUGAGAUUAACCGGCUGCAUGCACUUUUCAUGCAGAGAAACCCAGACUUCAAGGGUGCCGUGUCUGUGGCUGGACACAGCUUAGGUUCUUUGAUUCUUUUUGACUUGUUGUCUAAUCAGAAGAAUGGCCCUUCUUCUUCUGACUCAACUCCAAAUGGAAAUGUUCAACCUGAAGUGAAAGAGAUUAGUCCUCCUGUCUCCCAGGCCUUUGAGGCCUUCAGUCCAGCUCCUGCAGAGGAGACGAGUGAGGAGGAGACAGCCGACCUGUCAUCUGUUCUGGAGGACCUGGGCCUGUCUGAAUACCUCAGCACUUUUGAACAGGAGAAGAUUGAUGUUGAGUCUCUGCUUAUGUGCACAGUGGAUGAUCUGAAAGAAAUGGGCAUUCCUUUGGGGCCACGCAAGAAGUUUGCCAAGUUUGUGAAAGAGAAAGCAGCAAAGCAGGCUGCACAACAGGCUGCACCAGAGAAAACUGUGACGAAAGAGGAAAUUAAAGAAGUUUCAGCCCCUCAGCAAGCUGGAUCAGUCACAGAUGUUGCUAGAAUCAAAGUUCCGGUUGGCAGGACCAUGUCCUCCAUUCAUGUGGACUACAAUUGCUUUGAAAUUGGCACUGGGCAGGUGUCUGUGGUGUACCACACUCUGGAUUUUGAGCCUAGGAACUUUUUUGCUCUUGGCUCUCCCAUUGGGAUGUUUCUGACAGUGCGAGGUGUGGAGAGGAUUGAGGAGAAUUACCGCUUACCCACCUGCAAAGGCUUCUUCAACAUUUACCAUCCAUUGGAUCCAGUGGCAUACAGGAUUGAGCCUAUGAUCCUACCAGAUGUAGAACUGGAUCCGGUUUUGAUUCCACAUCAUAAAGGAAGGAAGAGGCUACAUCUUGAAUUAAAGGAGAGUCUCUCCAGGAUGGGUUCGGAUCUGAAGCAUGGUUUUAUCAGCUCUCUGAAGAGUGCCUGGCAGACACUGAACGACUUCGCUCGUGCUCAUACCUCCUCCAUUCAGCUGCACGAACAGCUGGCUAUGGUGGCCAGUCAGAUCAAAGCAGAAGAGGAGAACCAAACAGAUGAAGAUGACAGUAAGCUAGUAGUGGACAGUCCUGAACUCCUGAAAGAGGAGGAGACUCAGGUGAAGGUAGGCAUGCUGAACGGAGGGAAUCGCAUAGAUUACGUCCUGCAAGAGAAGCCCAUUGAGAGCUUCAAUGAAUACCUCUUUGCUCUCCAGAGCCACCUGUGUUACUGGGAAUCCGAGGACACAGCUUUGCUCAUCCUCAAAGAGAUUUAUAAGAGUAUGGACAUACGCCCUGAACAGACCAUGCACUAACAUGAUGCGUCACAGAAAGAUAAAAAAAAAAAUCAUUCAUAAAUUCAUCCAUGAAAUUCAUACAGUUCCUAGUGCUCUACAAGGGCCUGUCUUUGCAGUUGAAUCACUUUCUUUCAUUUUAUUUUCUUUAUUUUUCUAUUCUUGUAGUUUCUUGUAUAAAUAUGAAUACAUAAAGUAUUAUUCAAUAUGUCUUAAAUUAAGAAAUUAAAAUUAAAUAGUGGAUUUACACACCACCUUACAUCUGUAUUUUACAGUGCUAUGGAAGUUUAAGUGCAGCUGAUCAGAUUUUAUGAAUUAUAGUACUAACCGAAACAAUGGCUUUGGUUAAGAAAGAUUCUAUUCCUUUUUAGAUCACUAACAGCAACAAGUCACACAAUAAACUGAAUUAGAACCA
Astyanax mexicanus (Mexican tetra) is the source of this 3378-nucleotide messenger RNA. RefSeq names its product SEC23 interacting protein. Bases 63 to 2984 code for a protein of 973 amino acids. The transcript has 18 exons. NCBI's taxonomy places the organism in Eukaryota, Metazoa, Chordata, Actinopteri, Characiformes, Acestrorhamphidae. The record is from RefSeq and is a predicted model, not a curated record. Gene Ontology annotation, molecular function: metal ion binding; protein binding. Gene Ontology annotation, cellular component: COPII-coated ER to Golgi transport vesicle.